Messenger RNA from Onychostoma macrolepis, 15709 nucleotides. RefSeq names its product EH domain binding protein 1-like 1a (gene ehbp1l1a). Bases 969 to 14654 code for a protein of 4561 amino acids. The transcript is spliced from 34 exons. The record is from RefSeq and is a predicted model, not a curated record. NCBI's taxonomy places the organism in Eukaryota, Metazoa, Chordata, Actinopteri, Cypriniformes, Cyprinidae. Gene Ontology annotation, molecular function: protein binding.
CUCUAUCAAUAUUCUGUUAUUCUUGGCUUGAUGAAUAAAUUAAAAUGACCCAACUAAUUCAAUUCAAUUAGUUAAAUUAAUCUGUUGUCAUAUUCCAGAGAGGACUUCAGAAGAGAAAUUGCUGUAAUAAAAGACAGCAAAUCUUGAAGCAAGUUUACCGCACCAAAACAUGACCUUUUAGGUAUUUUGGCAUGCUAGAUUGGGCGUUUUUGGAUAGAGGAUCUCGGUGGAUUUAUUUUGGAUCUGGUCAUCCUUUCUAAAGACUAUACAGCAAAGCAGAGUUUCAGAGAUUUUUACCUUGCUUUGCGUGCAGAACUUCUCCUUUGGUUUUGGACUUGCCACACCUGCCAAAGCUAAUCUAAACUCUCAUCAGCAGGGGCAAGUUUCAGCCUGUCCCACUCACACUGAUCUAGAAUCAGCUCCAGGUGCCCAUAUCAGGAUCCAAAUGAUUCUAUGAUGUCUACAAAACUGGUCUCAGGUCAUAAUAGCAUAACAUAACAUAACAUAACAUCAGGCUAUCUGCUGCACAAGCUACCUGCUAUUUUAGCCACACCUAAACCUAGUUCAAACAGUAUGACUGUACUGAGCAAGAACUAACAGUCGACAGUAUCAGUUAUAGAAGCAAUGCAAAGAAAUAUCCCACUCUUGUUGACACUAGUCAUCGGUUCCAUUCUAUUGUUUAAAGCACAGUGAAAAAAACUGCUUGCAAAUGAUGGUAAUGGGGACCUUUAACCUUUCACAGAGUGCUUUGAAUAGCCCUGCCAACCUCCAUUCACUUCAACAAGACAAACUGCUUCCCAUGGCAAGCCUUCACUUUGACAUUUGGAGCAUGUGUGAAUGAGGCGUGGGGCGCGGAGCUGCCGUCCCUGAAACGUCGGGGUAGGCGAAGUGACACAGCAAUUCCCGCGAUGUAUUUUUAAUUCACCAGUCUCUUCUGUGAGGAAUUGUCUAAUAUAAGUGCAGUCAUCAUGACAUCGGUUUGGAAGAGACUUCAGCGCGCUGGCAAAAGAGCGUCGAAGUUUCAGUUUGCCGCGUCCUUUCAAGAACUCACCGUUGAAUGCACUAAGAAGUGGCAGCCAGACAAACUGCGAGUUGUUUGGACCAGACGAAACAGACGCAUCUGCAGCAAGCUUCAUGGCUGGCAACCAGGUAUCAAGAACCCAUACAGAGGGACUGUGGUUUGGCAGGUUCCUGAGAGCGUGGACAUCACCGUCACUCUUUUUAAGGAUCCAAGUGCAGAUGAAUUUGAGGACAAAGACUGGACCUUCAUCAUAGAGAAUGAAACAAAGGGCCACCGAAAAGUUUUAGCAUCAGUGGAUGUGAACAUGAAGAAGUACGCAAGUGCAACCCCAGCUCAGUUUGACCUGGCGCUUACACUAAAGCCUCUGUCUGUGAAAGUGUUGGAUGCCACACUUAAACUCACCCUGUCCUGUGUCUUCCUGAAGGAGGGCAAAGCUACUGAUGAAGACAUGCAAAGUCUGGCGAGUCUGAUGAGUUUGAAGCAGUCCGACAUUGGAAACCUGGAUGACUUCAAUGACAGCGAUGACGAGGAGGACAGAAGAAUAAGUGCAGCAGUGAAAAUGGCCACAGCAGUAAUAGCUCCUCUUCCUCCUGCUAGGAGAAUACAUGACAAAGCCUGGAGACCUGCUGUAGACACAGGUCCUUCUGACACAGCUCAUUCUGAACCAGAGCGGAUGAGCUGUUCCUUCAUUACACCUAACGUUCCUCUCCAGUACCGCCCCCUGUCAUACACCGCUCCUGACCCCUCUGCCCCGCCCCUCUCCACUUCCUGUAUCCAACUCCCUCGUGCUGCCGGCAGCGUCCCGCAGGCACGCCCCUCCCCGUACGCCUUCACUAUACCUGCAUUUGUACGUGCUCAUCCACCUGCCCUGCCCAAAAUCUUCCAGCCACCAACCGGCUCAGUUGCUGUGUCUGUCACUCAAAUGCCAUCUGGAGGUCUUGCUAGGUCUGAGUUAUUGGAAAGCAGUCGCUCUGCUGAGGGCGGUGCAGUUCCUCCCCAAAGGCCUCUCUCUUUUCUUCCUGGGAUUAGCACACCUUCUUCUCUUUCCUCUGCUCAAUCCUCCUUAUCCCCUCAGCAGGCUCCUCUACCUGAUAUAACCCAGAAAGCCACCCAUUCUGUUGCUCGAAGCAAGACCUGGAGACCUCAGAGUUUUCCCUCUUCACACUCCUCCCCUUCUGAUUUCGACCCCUCCUCCUUUGAGUUUGGCUCCUCCCCUCAGGGCACAAUGACUUUACCUGCACCACGGCCCUCAAAAAUCUAUCGCGCCUCAUUGGCUGAGCCAGGCUCUGCCCUUACAAAGCCUACAAGCAUGCCCUCUGCCACUGAGACAGCAUCUUGGCAAAAAGAGUGGAGACCUCCCAAGCUUCACCCUACUCUGUGUCCUGCUCCCCUUACCUCUCCAGAACACAUUAGCCACCAGCAUCAUCCAGCCUCAGUGACCUCCUUUCCUCCUGCACAAACACCUCCCCUAAUGUAUGUCCCCCUUCCUGCAAUGUCUUCAUCCCAUGUGCUUCCUCAAUUAAUGGACACCUCUACCAUUACACCCAGUCCUGCUGUAACAUCUCCCAGUGUGGCUCCUUCCUCUGAGAUGCCUAGCAUUGAGUCAGCCUCUACUUCUUGCUCCCAAACCCUGUCAGCUGCCAUCCUCUCUCCUGCUCCAGCAUCACUGGUUUCUCCCUCCUUUGCUCCUGCUGCUUCGUCUAGUCCUCAGUCCACCCCUUAUCCACGUGUUUCUCCUCAUCACACUCUUACCGAUGUUCCUCUAAGUUCCACUCCUGAUGUUGGUCCUAUGGUCACUGGUUCUGUUGUUGCCGAGUCAGAGCCUCUCCCAGAGGUCCAGACGUCCGAAUGGAGGCAUCAGGUUGUGCCCACAGUGGUUAGACCUAAUGUGCGCAGACCAGUAGCCCCUCUUCCUGCUAAUACUCCUACCUCUCCUUUCUCUUCCUCUCCUUUCAUUCUUCCUUCACCCUCAUCCAUGAUCCCUGACCCCCACAUUUAUGCCCAAACGUCCACUGUAGCCCCUGUUAUCACCUCCAUUUCAGUCCCUUCCACUGACUCACCCACAGAGCAACACAGACAUUUAAGUGUAUUAGCAGAGGAGGAAUGUCCCAAUACAGUGUCUUCUACUGAUGAGGAUGCAGACGCUAAGCCCACAGAUGUUCAUCAAAACCAUGAAUCUCACCCUCGCAGAGCCGGAGUCAUCAGUAUUGCCAAUCAAAAACCGAACAGAAGUAUGGACAAGCAACGGCCUGUUUUUGGACUUGAGGUUGUGCGGCCUGCAAAAGGACCAGAGAGUAUGACCUCUCUGCUGCCCAGUGACCAAAAGUCACCUUCUAUCACUGAUGUCACAUAUUUUGAGCUGCCAAAAUCAGAGCUGUAUGAAACAGAUAGAGUACCCACCAACGUAGCCCUCGAAAAUGUUGCAGAACCCGCUGCGGUCCCUACAUUCACCGGCCCAUUAACUGAGGUCCAGAUCAAUCAGUCAGAGAAUUUACAGAGCUCUGCUGAGCUGGCUGUUUUACACUCAACUGCACAUGAGCAGACAGAAGAUGAGACGAUUCCUCAUAAAGACAAGACACAGCCCUUUCAAAGUAGCGUUCAACUAGCAGAAAUACAAGCACAAGAGGCCAGCCCAGAAUCUGUGCCGCAGCUGCUCUCAAAUACAGAAAUGUCCCAGUCAGAUCACACUGAUGAAGGCACCAAAAGCAUGGCCGCUUUGCUGCCCUCUUGCCCAAAAGAGUUCCAUUCUCCUUGGUCACCAUCCAUAUUAGCUGAUGACAUAGCUGAGAAUCAAAUAGGAGGCUUGUUUGUAGACCGACUACCUAGGAAGAACCAGGAAGUCAAGAAAGCACAUGAAGGAGAAGAGCCUAAUGUUGACAGUUCUCCAUCUGUUCCCAGUAUGAUAUAUCUUCUUCCAGCCUGUCCAAGAACUGCUUUUGCACCUGGGAUGCCAUCUAUAACCUUUCAAGACACAAAGUGGCCUUGGGAUGAAUCUGUGAAGAUACUGAAAGAGUACAUUCAAAAGGAGAAACCAACAAAACUUAUUCAAGAUAUGGAUUGCUCAUUGUAUGACAAGAGCACUGUGGAAAAUAUGGUAUCCCUACAGUUAACUUGUCCAAGAAUCGCCAGCAUCCCAGGAUUGCCAUCUUUGCCAUUUUGUAUGGUCAGUCUCCUUCCAUUAUGUCCAGAUAUCUCUGUAGUUCCAGGUUUAUCUUCAAGAUAUCCAAUCAUUUGCACAGAUGAAACAUGGCCUAAAGAGAAUUUAGUAUUUUUCUGUAGGAAAAACAAGCAACAGAUUUUGCCAAUGUCCUCAAUGAAGGUGGAUUUUGAAACUGCAAGAAAGAUGGUUGCGUUGAGAUCAUCUUGCUCAGCAGCACCCAAGACUCCAGGAUUUCCAUCUGCUCCAAAACCAGUUGCACCAAGUAUGGUCAGGAUUUCACCAUGUUGUCCAAAGGUUUCUUGGAUUGCUGGAUUUACAUCUGCAAAAGAACUUGCCAGUCAAAAUGUCUUCCAACAGUGGCCACCCAACAAUCAAUCAUCUGUGAUAAUAGCACAAAGGAACCAGUCCAGUUUGCCUCAAGUUCUAAACAUACUGAAAGAGGACCAGUUACCGGAGAUGGUGAACUUAGUACCAUCUUGUCCAAGAAAAGCAAGGACUCCUGGUUUUCCAUCUGCACCAAAACGAAAACAAGACAUUGCAUUCUGUAUGACAAAACUCUCACCUCUAUGUCCAAAAACCUCUUGUGUCACUGGAGUAUCAGCUAUACACAUUCUUACAAGCACUUCAGAUUCAUUUAAGGAGUGGCCAAAGGACAUUAAACCGCUUUGGAUGAAGACGCUAGCAUCUCAGCCGUGUCGUUUAAUCUGUCCAUGUCCAACUCGGUAUGAAGUUACAGAAAGCAAUAUGCUGUCAUUGAUACCAUCAUGCCCAAGAAAAGCAAGAACACCUGGAUUUCCUUCUGCACCGUGGCUCAUCCCUGAAACACAAAUAACGUUUGGUACUCUAUCAACAUGCCCACAGACAGCUAAAACACCAGGCUUUCCCUCUUUAGUCCAAAGCAAAGUUGAUAAGACUUUGGUAAAUAAUUGGCUUUUUAAGGAGAAAGCUUUUUGUAUGAGGUGUCUGCCAGUGUACAUAUUUGACAAGCUAGACAUUGCUUAUCAGGACAAAGAGAGUUUUAAAGGAAUGUAUGCUAUUUUGCCAAGUUGUCCAGUGAAAGCAAGUGUCCCUGGCUUUCCAUCUGCACCAAAGCCCAAAUUAAUGGUUUAUCUUCUCCAUUCCUGCCCAACAGUCUCAAAUGUACCUGGGAUGCUAUCAAGCAUAAUAUCUGAAGUGGAAUUACAGUGGCCUUUAAAUGAAAGGCCAUUAUGGGUAAAACAAUUAAGCAGAAAGGUUCAGUCCAUACAUGCUGUUCCUCUUCAGUACAGAGAAAUAAAGGAUAAAGCUUUCAUUAAGCAGAUGGUAGCUUUGCGCCCAACUUGUGCAAUCAGUGCUAAAUUGCCUGGCUUCCCAUCUGCUCCAAGAAGAAUAACUGAGAAGAAAGCACCAGAUAUGGUCUCCCUCAUGCCAUCUUGUCCACAUUUUACAAAGGUAUUAGGUAUGCCGUCUGUUCACUUGGGAAAUGAAGCAAUAGAUUCAAGUGCAUGGCCUCUGGAUGCAAAGCAACUUUACAAGAGGACCUCAAAGGAUGAGUCCGAUAUAAUGUGUUCUUCGUUGAAUCAAACAUAUGACGACCAUCUGAAUUUCCACAUAGAAGACAUGGUAGCUUUGCGCCCAACUUGUGCAAUCAGUGCUAAAUUGCCUGGCUUCCCAUCUGCUCCAAGAAGAAUAACUGAGAAGAAAGCACCAGAUAUGGUCUCCCUCAUGCCAUCUUGUCCACAUUUUACAAAGGUAUUAGGUAUGCCGUCUGUUCACUUGGGAAAUGAAGCAAUAGAUUCAAAUGCAUGGCCUCUGGAUGCAAAGCAACUGUACAAGAGGACCUCAAAGGAUGAGUCCGAUAUAAUGUGUUCUUCGUUGAAUCAAACAUAUGACGACCAUCUGAAUUUCCACAUAGAAGACAUGGUAGCUUUGCGCCCAACUUGUGCAAUCAGUGCUAAAUUGCCUGGCUUCCCAUCUGCUCCAAGAAGAAUAACUGAGAAGAAAGCACCAGAUAUGGUCUCCCUCGUGCCAUCUUGUCCACAUUUUACAAAGAUAUUAGGUAUGCCGUCUGCUGACUUGGGAAAUGAAGCAAUAGAUUCAAGUGCAUGGCCUCUGGAUGCAAAUCAACUGUACAAGAGGACCUCAAAGGAUGAGUCCGAUAUAAUGUGUUCUUCAUUGAAUCAAACAUAUGACGACCAUCUGAAUUUCCACAUAGAAGACAUGGCUAUGAUUAUGCCAUCUUGUGCAAAGCAAUCCAAUAUCCCUGGUUUUCCAUCCACAUAUUCAGAAUUUCCACAUAUGCUUUAUCUUGCAAAUAAUACCCAAGCAUCACCAGAAGAUAUUGGCCAUAAACAAGAAACUUCAACUGUGCUUAGUCCAGCAGAUACUGAGAUAGACCUGUCCAGUGCAAACAAUUCUGACAGUAGUUUUGCAUUAGAGAAGACCAAGGAGAAUGUGAACUUUUGGGCAAGACGUGAAGAAGGACAAAAGGGAAUUCUGGAGAGGGGGAAAAUGCAUUGCAGAAUGUGGCACUCCAUACCAGACAUGCCACUAUUACUGACUGUUGAGGAGAGAUGUCAAAGCAUAAGUGCUCAGAUUCCGCCUUAUGAAAAUUACAGAGAUACUCUGUUUAAAAACGAUGACGUGGAUCAAGGUGUAUUAUGGACAUCGCAAGAACAGUUUGCUGAAGGUUUUAAGCAAGAAGAGACUACAAAAGAUCAUAAUAGAAUGGUACCUUCAACAGCUGAAGAUCAGCCUUCAGGACUGCAACAAGAGUGUGUCCCAAACAUGGUAGACCUUCUUCCAUCAUGUCCACUGUUCUCAAGAGUUUUUGGAUGUCCAUCAACAGCGCUAUCUAGCAUAUGUAAAACAGACAUAAUCAACUGGCCUACUGAUUUAAGUAUAAUUUGGGAUGAGUCACGUAACUCACCAAAAAAUAUUUUAAUGCCAAACUUGGAAAAAUCCCCCUAUGAGGCAAAUAUGGUGUCCCUGACAUGCACAUGUCCAACUGAAGCAAGAAUUCCUGGCUUUCCAUCUGCUAAAAGACCCAAAGAGGCCCCAUGUAUAUCUUUUCCAGAAACAUUCGUUGUUGUUGACACAUCUUCACAGACCCCAAUUCCAGAGGAAAAGCAGUAUGAGGAGUGGCUGAGCAUGGAAACAUCAUUAUUGGAAGAACAUCCUGAAGCAAAGCCAAUUUUACACAUCGAAAGCCCAGUUGAGUAUUCAGAGGAGACUAUAAUGAUGGUGGAUACAGUUCCAUCUUCAAAACUUGAUUUCAUAUCUGCUCCAAAGUAUGAAGAAAUACUUAUUCAAUCAUGUAAAGAAUUAAUUUUUCAAGAGUCUACAAUUGCUGAGUCAGAACUGAGGGAUGAUUCCAAGCCUGCAAAUGAGAUAUUAACCUUUGUGUCUGAAAAUGCUGCACAAAUGCCAGAUUCUAUCCCUGAAACCCAAGCAGAGCCAAAUAUGUUGGAGCUCCUUCCAUGCUGUCCGGUGCUUUCUAGAAUCCCUGGAUGUCCUUCUCUAAGGGCCCUUGAAGGCAUGGAGUGCAUUAGUGAUCAAGCAGUAAUCUUUUGCAGUUUAUUAAAAGAUAGACAGACUGGUAUUUUUGACCCCAUUAAAGAUGACAAAGACUCCCAGAUUAUAGCUCUGGCACCAACAUGCCCAAAAGCAUCAAGUAUUCCAGGCUUUCCAUCUAGACCACAUCGUAAAUCACAGAUGGAGCUGAACAUACAAAACAUGUGUCCCUCUUGCCCAGAGAUUUCGCAUAUAGCUGGUUGUCCGAGCAUCCAGAAGCCUAAGAUGUCCAAUUGGCCUUUUAGUACAGUUAUUUUGUGUUCAAAUCCAUUAAAGAAACCCCCUGUUGUUUUGGACAUGGACAAGAUAUGCAAAGAAAACGGUCAUAGAAUGUUUGCUUUGGCACCUACAUGUCCACCAGUGGUCUGUGUUCCAGGUUUUCCAUCUGUGCCCGAGCCAGUAAUGCUGCACAUGCUUCCCACUUGCCCGGAGAAGUCUAAUGUUAUAGGAUUUUCUUCUAAAAAAGAGCAUUUAGUUUGGUUUGUUGACAAGAAAACAUUGUACAAUGUAUCUUUUAAAAAGCAACCUGUUGUUCUUAAUGACAGAGGUGAUUGGCUUAGUGAAUUAACCAAAAUAAUGUUUGCAUUGGCUCCAACCUGUCCAUCAACGGCAAGAAUACCAGGAUUCCCAUAUGCACCUAAGCGCAAAGAUUCACUUCCCCCCAGUAUGGUUGAUCUACAUCAUUGCAUUCCAAAGAAGUCAAGAAUCAUGGGAUUAUCAUCAAGUGAGGGAAUAAACGCAGAAACAUGGUUUGAGAAUGAAACACCCCUGUUGGAGAGGCCACUGAGAACAAGGUCAGAGCUCCUUGUCCAGUUUAAUUUUGCAACUCCAUAUAAAGAAAUAGACAAAAAUAUUUUGCAGAGGAUGUUUGCACUGGUACCCACCUGCCCAAGAGAAGCAUGCAUACCUGGUUUCCCUUCUCUACCUCAGGUUAAAGUGGAGGCUUUCUAUCUCCAUAAAGAACCAGAUGUAGUCAGCCUUUUGCAUUCUUGCCCAAUGUUUUCUUUUAUUGUAGGUGUUCCUACAGUAAAAUCUGUGCCCAUAGAAGAGUCUCAAGAAAGCAUAUGGUCCACUCAGAAGCCCAUAUGGGUUAAACCUCUUAAAGAAAGACCGUUUUGGUCUUUAAGUUAUACAAAGGAUAAUGAAGAGCAUUCAAAAACCAUGUUCUUGCUUGCCCCUACGUGCCCCAAUAAGGCCAGAAAUGAUGGUUUUCCAUGCUCAGAAAGGCUUAAAAAAGUAGAGGGUCCAGUGACAACUGCCUUCCCAGCUUCUCCAGAGGCUCCAUUCUCUGCAACCAAUGAAACAGAUUUUAGUCACCUGUUCCCUGAAGUGCCGUGUUCCCUAGUUGAAGCAAGGCUUCCUGAUUUCCCAGAUGCUUCUACAUAUGCAAUUUCUCCAUCAAGUCCAACCCAAGAACACACCAAAUUUGAAGCCAAAUUUACCCAAUACAUAGAAUCUGAAAGAAAUCAAACACUGGAUAUAACAGGGCCUGAAAAUCCUAAAGAAAUAGAAAGUUCUUAUGAAAUGCUCUUGGCCGAAGGUAUUGAAAACCAUGAGGUGAAGUUUUUUCUGGAAGAGCAAGAUGUUGGGGAGCAGUCUGCUAGUAAAACUCAUGAUACUGCAGAGCCUGGAGAAACUGCUAUAGCGUUAGGAUGGGAAGUUUUGGAGGCAGAUGAUACUUCCACUGAAAAAGAAGGAUCUUCUGGUCUUGUUAGGACUAUAGUUGAUGUCUUUCACAGAGGUUAUGAGACAGUUGCAGCAAUAUUACAGCCCUCUAGCUCUGGGUCAGUCACAGACACGGACACUUUAGAUCCUCUCGACAGUCUUUCGUCCUCUGUGGAUCCCCAGGACAGCGCCACUGGAUGUGAUCAUUCAUUGGAGGCGCUCGUACAGGCAGCGGAGACUCAGGUCUUUGAUUCUGCUGAACCCUACAUGUGGCGUUUGGUUGGUGGUUGUUCAGAAACAUCACUGUCAUCAAAAGAGAUUGAAAGCUGGUUCGUUGAAGAUGAAGAAUUUUGCCUAAUGAGGAAGUGGCCACCUUUAACAGAGGCCGACCUCCAUGAGAUAACCAAAGAGGAGGAGGACAAAACAGAUGUUGACUCGUUGAUACAGGAGUGUACAACUUUGAUUCAAGAGGAAACUGGUAAUGAUGAUAUUGUGACAAAAAGUAAAAUGUUGAAGGAUGAGUUGUCAACCACACUAUUUCCAGAGAAGGGGCCACAACAUCAUUUUGUCCAAGAAGUCUCUCUGUUCAUCCAACGGACUAAGGAUGAAUUGCUGGAUGAAGAGAAACUACCUAUGUCCUUACUGACUUCAAUAACUUCUCAUAACCCAGGGACUGUCACAGAAGAGACUGUUUCAGCUUCAAAAGAACCUGUGCCACCAAGAAGGACUAAGAAGCAAGACAUUCUUCAAGAGACAUUUCUGUCAUCAACACCAGUUUCCAAUCCAGCUGAGCCAAUUGCUCAGAAUGACAACAUCUGUGUCAUAAAACAAACUGAUCAUUAUUCUCAGAGUAAAUCACAAAUUGUACAGCCAGACACCCCACUCACCACCAUCCAGAGUUCUUCAGCUGCGGUAGAUGCGGUAGAGUUCUUUCCACUGACAAGCACUUCUUUUCUUGAUGGGACCUCUGUGAUAGAAGCAGCUGAAAAUGUAGUAAAAGUAUCCAAAAUUAAGAUUUCUUCACCAGAACCCAAAGAGAAGCCCACACCCAAAGAAAUUAUAGCAUCAUGUCAUAGCAACAGUGAAGAAAAUGUUCCCCUAGUGCCUGCGGAAGACACAGUCACACCAUUACGUGCUCCUCAGAGGCAGAAGAAUAAAGCUCAAACCAGCAAUGUUGAUGAAGCUGGUGGAGAGUUUGAAGAACAGAGUACAUUGUCUUCUGUCAUCACCAGUAUGUCCCAGUCUGAAGACAAAAGAAAGACCCAUACUGGUGAUGAAUUGAGCAUGAAAGACCAGGUACAACUGGAUUUGAAUGUUCCUGAGGUGUCAGAAGUAAAAAUGCGAAUCAAAUACACUGAUCUUCCUGUCCCAGUGCCACGUGUAAAGAAACGUCUCAGUGGAUCUUUUGCAGAUGAUCUUCCUUCUCCUUCAUCCACCCCUUUAUCUGAAGCAGAUCAAGGUAACAUUUUUCUCCAAACAGAAGACCAUCAAGAUUCAAGUCUUCCAGUCCCAGUACCACGUUCAAAAAAACGUCUCAGUGGUUCUUAUACAUAUGAUCGCCCAGCCCCUUCAUCCACCCCUUCAUCUCAAGCAGAUUCAGACAAUAUUGCAGAUGAUCUUCCUUCUCCUUCAUCCACCCCUUUAUCUGAAGCAGAUCAAGGUAACAUUUUUCUCCAAACAGAAGAGCAUAAAGAUUCAAGUCUUCCAGUCCCAGUGCCACGUGUGAAGAAACGUCUCAGUGGAUCUUUUGCAGAUGAUCUUCCAGCCCCUUCAUCCACCCCUUUAUCUGAAGCAGAUCAAGGUAACAUUGUUCUCCAAACAGAAGACCAUCAAGGUUCAAGUCUGCCAGUCCCAGUGCCACGUGUGAAGAAACGUCUCAGUGGUGCUUUUCCAGAUGAUCUUCCAGUCCCUUCAUCAACCCCUUCAUCUCAAGCAGAUUCAGACAACAUUGUCCACAGUACAGAAGACCAUCAAGAUUCAAAUCUGCCAGUUCCGGUCCCACGUGUAAAGAAACGUCUCAGUGGAUCUUUUCCAGAUGAUCAUCCAGUCCCUUCAUCCUCCCUUCCAUCGCAAGCAGGUUCAGAUAGCAUUGCUCCCCAAAAAGAAGACCAUCAAGAUUCAAGUCUGCCAGUUCCGGUCUCACGUGUAAAGAAACGUCUCAGUGGAUCUUUUCCAGAUGAUCUUCCAGUCCCUUCAUCAACCCCUUCAUCUCAAGCAGAUUCAGACAACAUUGUCCACAGUACAGAAGACCAUCAAGAUUCAAAUCUGCCAGUUCCGGUCCCACGUGUAAAGAAACGUCUCAGUGGAUCUUUUCCAGAUGAUCUUCCAGCCUCUUCAUCCUCCCUUCCAUCGCAAGCAGGUUCAGAUAGCAUUGCUCCCCAAAAAGAAGACCAUCAAGAUUCAAGUCUUCCAGUCCCAGUGCCACGUGUGAAGAAACGUCUCAGUGGUUCUUUUCCAGAUGAUCUUCCAGUCCCUUUAUCAACCCCUUCAUCUCAAACAGAUUCAGACAACAUUGUUCACAAUAGAGAAGACCAUCAAGAUUCAAAUCUGCCAGUUCCGGUCCCACGUGUGAAGAAACGUCUCAGUGGUUCUUUUCCAGAUGAUCUUCCAGUCCCUUUAUCAACCCCUUCAUCUCAAACAGAUUCAGACAACAUUGUUCACAAUAAAGAAGACCAUCAAGAUUCAAAUCUGCCAGUUCCGGUCCCACGUGUGAAGAAACGUCUCAGUGGUUCUUUUCCAGAUGAUCUUCCAGUCCCUUCAUCAACCCCUUCAUCUCAAACAGAUUCAGACAACAUUGUUCACAAUAGAGAAGACCAUCAAGAUUCAAGUCUGCCAGUUCCGGUCCCACGUGUGAAGAAACGUAUCAGUGGUUCUUUUCCAGAUGAUCUUCCUGUCCCUUCAUCAACCCCUUCAUCUCAAGCAGAUUCAGACAACAUUGUUCUCCAAACGAGAGACCCUCAAGAUUCAAAUCUUCCAGUCCUGGUUCCAUGUGUGAAGAAACGUCUCAGUGGUUCUUUUCCAGAUGAUCUUCCAGCCCCUUCAUCCUCCCUUCCAGGUUCAGAUAACAUUGUUCCCCAAACAGAAAACCAUCAAGAUUCAAUGCCACGUGUGAAGAAACAUCUAAGUGGCUCCUUUCCAGGUGAUCCCACUGUUCCCUCGAGUUGUCCACCUCCUGUAGAUUUACUUAACAUAGGAGUCCUUGAAGGAGUACCAAGUGAUGCAAGCAUGCCCAUCCCAAUUCCCCACUCAGAGAAACUCAGUGAUAAGUUCUCUGAUGAGAACCUUUCAAGCUUCCCUCAAGAAGAAGAAGUUAAGCUUCAUCUCUCAGAAAACAAACAAUGGCCUGUUGAAGUGGACACGCAGGUGAGGGCAGAAGCAGAGAUUGAGAGCCUUGAGGAUUCCACCACCUCAAGUGCCAAUGAAGUAGAGCUAAACAGAAAAGGUCUGGAGGAGUCUGGUUUAGAACCUGUUGGCCAGUUAGUACCUGAUGUAACAGUUAUCAGUGAAAAACCUAAGACUGGUUCUCCACUUGGUGAACAUUGUAAGGACAAAGGGGAGACAGACCAACAAACUGAAAAAGAUAAAAGUGUUGAGGAAGAAAAAGAUGCUGUACAUUCUGGAGAUGAUGUGGUUGAUUUGAGCAUGGACACUGUAGAUGACACAGGUGUUAUCAUAGAUGUAUUUAGACAAGAAGUAGCUGAAGACUCCUCUAAUCUUCCUGUGCCAAUGCCUCGUGUGAAGAAACGAUUAAGUGCCUCUUUCCCAGAAGACGUCUCCAUUCCCAGUUCCUCGUCAGCCAAUCAACAUGAGGUUUCAGAAAAGGCCAAUAAUGAGCUGACAGUGCCUGUUCGUAAUAAACGAAGAGCUGCAGCAGAUGCCAUAGACCUUCAGGGAAGUUCCACAGCUCACACAUCGCCAACAAGUGAAACAGAGAUUGCAACCUUAGUGAAUUCAAGUCAGUCUCUGCUGGAAUGGUGCCAAAAGGUCACACAAGGUUACAAGGGUGUCCGGAUCACAAACUUCAGCACCUCGUGGAGAAACGGCCUCGCUUUCUGUGCCAUCCUGCAUCACUUCCAUCCAGAUAAAGUAAAUUAUGAAAUGCUGGAUCCAUAUGACAUUAAGCGCAACAACAAGAAGGCGUUUGAUGGCUUUGCUGAACUGGGCAUCUCUAGGUUGAUAGAGCCCUCUGACAUGGUUCUGCUGGCAGUGCCCGACAGGCUCAUCGUGAUGACGUAUCUCAAUCAAAUCCGCACCUAUUUCAUGGGCCAGGAGCUCAGUGUGAUACAGAUUGAGAAGAACAGCAGUGAGUCCAGUUAUGCUGUUGGUGAGAAGAGGGAGGAAGCAGACCCUGAAGCUGCUGUUCGCUACUGCGCAGAAAGGCUCCAGGGCAGCGGGAUUACUCUAGAGACCAAUGGAAGCUUCCCUGAAAAAGAGGUCAAGGAAGGUGCUGGUGGUUUGGUGCCACCUCCAAGAACGAAGCGAACGCAGGGCCCGAGCCACGCUGGAGGAUCAGGGGCCCCCCAGCCUCCGGUGGCACCACCAAGAACUCACAUCUCAAAGGCUUUUUCUCAUCUCAAGGAUGCAGAUCUUGUUAAAAAGCGCAGAUCGAAGCUGCGGGGAGAGUCACUGGAUGAGCCUGAACCACACGAACAGCAGAGCGGUACUGAGGCUGCAUCAGUCCAAGCAGAAAGUGAAGCAGCCAAAGGAGGUUCAGACUCACAAAACGUAGAGAAUGUUGAAGAGGCCACUGCAGGAGAGAAUCUGGAUGUCAGUCAAUAUGUACUUAGUGAGAUGCAGGCGCUGGAGGCUGAACAGAAGCAGAUAGAUUGUAGAGCAGACAUUGUGGAGAGGAAACUGAGAAGACUUAUGGAAUCUGGUAGUGAUCGUGCAGAAGAAGAGACACUGAUUCAGGAGUGGUUUACCCUGGUCAACAAGAAGAACGCUUUGAUCAGGAGACAAGACCAUCUGCAGUUACUACAAGAAGAGCAAGAUUUGGAGAGGAAGUUUGAGCUGCUAAAGAAAGAGCUACAAGAUUUAAUGGCUGUGGAAGAAUGGAAGAAAACCCAGGCCCAUAAAACCAGAGAGCAGCUGUUGUUGCAGGAGCUGGUAUCAUUAGUCAACCAGAGAGACGAGCUUGUGCAUGAUAUAGAUGCCAAAGAGAGAGGGGCUCUUGAAGAGGAUGAGAGGUUGCAGAGAGGACUAGAAAUGAGACGCAGGAAAUAUGGAAGUCGAAAAGAGAAGUGUGUGUUACAGUGAGGGAUCCUGUGCGCCUGCUUUAUACAGGACCGUCCCUCGUUAAACACUGUGCUGAUGGACUAGUGAAAUGUGUGUGUGGACCAUAUCGUAAAAAAUGACAAGGAGAUUGUGACUAGAUGAAUUCUCAGUCCUCAUGUUGAAAAGUUUGAGCAGCAUGAAUGCUCAUUUCAGGGUGGAUUAAAAGCUGUUUUCUUUUAGAGACAUUUUUAGUCUCAGAAUAUUGUCUGAAAAAGUGAAAUAGACAGUAAUGGUCCAUAGUCUUCUGACAGCAGUUCUUGUUUUACAUUUUCAGUAAACAUAAUAUACAUGUGACCUUUGCAGUGUUAUUACCUUAUUUAACUUGUUUGUAUAAGUCGGUUGCUGCAGUGAUUUUAAGGUGUCUCAAAGCUAUGUAAAAUAGUACAGUGCAAGUAUGAAAAAAUGGAUCAGGCUGUUAAAAAAGACACUGCUGUGUUACAAAGAGAUUACCUUCUGUUAUGCAAGGCAUACAUUUAACUAACCUAACAAACAGACAAAACAGCACGAAAGCAUGGAAGAAAAUAAACAUUUUGCACACAAUUUCUCCAUUAAGGCACCCUAUUAGUUAUGGAUAUCAUUUGAACAAUAUGAUCUUAAUGAUGCCUCUCCAAAUACUGUUACAAUGGUUGUCUGUUCUAUUUGAAGAACCAAUAUCACAGGAUAUAGAAAAUACAAACUGUCAAAAAAGAGAGUAUGUGCAUGAACUUUGAGUGUUAGCAUUUUGUUUUAAAAUAUUUUAAUGAAAAAAAAUAGAUUGUAUUUAUAUAACAUCAUUAUUCAUCCAUGUAUGGUACAGAAUGCAAAAGAAAAUGUACCCUCAGCAAUUCAGAAGAAUUUCUCCUUUAAAGAGUGAGUGUGAUAGCUUUUUUGAGUGACUGGUUGUUUAGAGACUCUCAGCUCUUUGAUAUUAUCUUUGGCCCUGUUUACACUGUUUGAAAUGUCAUUAUUUGACUGAAUUGUUUUUGAAGAGUCCUUAUGUCAGCUAACACACCCACAGCUGACAGGUCUUUGGGAAAUAAAAUUGUUUUCAAAUUCUA